UUGAAGUGACGUUGCCAAAGAAGCGUCUCUCUGCUCUGUGAAUAAUUAGGUGCGUGUUCGAGUCCAAUCUCAUAGCUUGUGAGUUAGUAAACUCGUUUCCGGCUUCGCUGUUGUGUAGCUACUGCAAUAAAAACAUAAAACCCGAUUGUGGGUGGCUUUGGUCUAGUUAAGAAAAUUGUGGCGCAAAAUUUCUCCGGUGGAUAAAGUGAUAAGCCAGAGGAUAUAAUCUUAAACUACCUUUCAGGCGAACGGGAACGGUUUAUUCAACGUAAGAUAGAAGUCGACGUUGGAAGAGAUGGUUUUGUUGGUAUCUGGCGUGUGUUUUAAAUAAACAAGAAAAGUAGGAUUAUGUUAGUGUUGAAAAAAAUAAAAAUGCACUGAUUACAAGAUUGAAAAUAGUAGCAGCUCCCAAGUAGAUCGCUUUUCAACUUAUAUCAUAACUAACACAUUCUGUAGGAAGCAAAACGUUGAUACGCUCAAUACCUUAAAAUUAUUGAUCAAGUUACUUCUAAGCAUAUCGCGUAGUUCAAAUAUGUGUCCUUUGUCAUAGUUGCCGUUUCCAGUGUCUACAUAGUGCUGUCUGGCUCCUGACUAGCCAGCUAUCGAAUGCAGAUCGAUUCGAUGCUCGUUACUGUUUUAUGUUCACCGGUGUAUUGGUUUGAAUUUUAAAACAGAUGUAACAAUACUGAAUAAUUGAUCAGAUUUCCGUCGGCGGCAACCAUUCACGAAAAUGGCUACAAACGUGGUGUAGUAUUGUUGGAAGCGUGAGUGUACAAUAUAAUAACCCGUCACGAAGGAGCAGAUGCAAUUGGUGUCGCCCUCCAUUUCGCCGUUGCCAACCACGAAACUACGUUGCUGAGUUACCCUCCGUUCGGUGGGAAUAGUGGAGUAAGUGAAACGCUAAAAAUAGUAAAAUAGUGAAUUAUUAGUGGAUAUUUUUAAGGAAGCGAAAGGUAUGGUGUGAUCCCACCUAGCGAGUUGAUUAAUUAAUAUUGGGUUAAUGAGUUUAUAAAUCUUAUAACGUAUCCAGCACAGUAGAGCCGACAAGUGUACACAUCUGUGUAAACAGUGAAAUUAGCUAUAAAGUGAUAUAUUGAAGGUCAGUCAGUCGAUGGUGGUGGGAAUCCAAAUAUUUGCAAUCUUAUUUAAACGAGUGAGUGAUUGAUCAACGCUGUAAGAAGAACAUACAUGUAGAAAAAUAAAAAAUCAGUUGCGCCAAUAGAGAAUUUAAUGGAUUACCAGUGUUUUAUAUGUGUCGUUUAUACUGAAACGUAAGAGCACCAACAUCGUUAGAAAGUUAUAAUAUACCUUCACAAAUUUUGGAAAAUCGCCGUUUUUAUGUAAAUAGCACGAAUAGAUUACAGCACAGUGCAAAGGGAGGAGUGAAUCCCAAUAAACGUAUCAUCUUAGCACUUUAUCUCAACGUACAUGUGACCAAUUUUAGAGGAGCAUAUUUAAUACAUAUCUAUAAACAUUCAAGAUAACAACAUAAACGAAUUUUGUGGACCUGAGCCAAGGUGCGAGUUUAGUAAGGCACAGGAGGUAGAGCGCGGAAAAUGUCCCUUCAGAAUGACGCCGAUCCAACGAGCAAUUCGGGUUAUGGCAGUUCGGACGAAACCGCUUCUUUGCUAAUAACGUCCACAAAUAACAACAGCAACAACAGUAACAGCAGCACAACGACAACUACGGGAUCAAGUAUUAUAUCGACCAUUAGCAAGUCUAGAAUGGCAUCACACAGUUCGUUUAAUGGACCAACAAACCAACAGUCAACGACAAGUGUCGGCAGCACAAGUCCGAAAACGAUGAUGGCCUCUGGUGCCAAUAGCAAUGCCGCUAGUAGCGGUAAUAAUAGUAACAAUACCAACAAGCCAACUUUGAUACGACAAGACAGAACGUCAACAUAUCUCGCAAGCCCCCAGCUAUCGACAAUUGGUCUGGGUGGGUCAGAAGAGAGCGCUCAGGGAGGAGACGAUGAUCAGCACAACGCACGCUCCGUUCCCGACAUUGAGAUGCAUUGCCGCCCGGAAGCACCAGCCAUAGCCGUAUCAAACUCGUGCCAUAGCGACGGUCGGGGGACAGCAACAGGUGGUAGUGGCUAUCAGCUAGUGCCAUACAACAGAUGUCGCGCUUGCCGCAACUGUGAUAGACGUGCCUCCACUACACCGGUGUCUUCGCUACAACUUACACGUUCGGUUUCGAAGGAAAGCGUCCGAAGUGCGCUCCACAGUCGACUAACGGUUCAACACUCGACUAUACCGCCAGUGCUGAUUACAUCAUCGCCCACAUCCGGGUCCAGAAUCAUACGCCAAAGCUCUCAGCCAGAAGCCAGUUCGCAUAUCUGCUGUGGGAGCCAGUGUGCGCAUGUUGGUGCACACCCUAGCUCCUCACUGCGGCAGUUACGCGAACCUGGCGACGGUAUCGCUGAGAUAGCGGCGGAUUCUCUGCGAAUCAACGGCGGGAUGCGUCAAUUUAGACAGCUAAUUGUGCGCAAAAAGGAAAAGGAGAAGGAAAACGAAAAGACUCUGUCACAAAAUAGGAGAACCCGUCUAAGGAGAGCCUUCACCGAGGCUACGAAUGAGACUGUCAAUUACGCUAGAACGCUCCGAAAGCCCGUGUCAACGCUGUCGAUUCCCGGUUCGAUGAAAACACCGUGCGCCGGAAAUCGGGAAACAGUAUCGGCUGCAUGCACAGAAGAAGCCGGUGUCGCGCUCGUGGGCGUUCAUUCAGAGUAUCCCAGGUACAUGGAGGAGCGAGGCCUGGGUGGCGGCGUCUGUAAAGGUCCCGGCACGGUGCAAGGUGGUCCUGGUCAAAAGCACAAACCGAAUGUCGGAUAUCGACUGGGACGACGAAAAGCAUUGUUCGAGAAACGAAAACGAAUCAGUGAUUACGCCCUCGUCAUGGGUAUGUUCGGAAUUAUUGUGAUGGUUAUAGAAAACGAAUUAAGUAGCGCUGGUGUAUAUACUAAGGCAUCCUUUUAUUCAACUGCUUUAAAAACGUUAAUAUCCGUAUCGACUGUGAUUUUACUCGGGCUCAUUGUAGCCUACCAUGCCUUGGAAGUUCAGCUUUUUAUGAUAGACAACUGUGCGGACGACUGGCGAAUAGCAAUGACCUGGCAGCGAAUGAGCCAAAUAGCUUUAGAAUUACUCAUCUGUGCGGUGCAUCCCAUUCCAGGUCAAUAUUAUUUUCUAUGGACAACCAAGUUAGCGAAUAAGAAUAAAGCCAUGGGAUCGGAACUCGUCCCAUAUGACGUUGCGUUAUCUUUGCCAAUGUUCCUUCGUUUGUACCUGAUAUGCCGUGUGAUGUUGUUACAUUCGAAACUCUUUACCGACGCCUCAUCACGUAGUAUAGGUGCAUUAAAUCGUAUCAAUUUCAAUACACGAUUUGUACUCAAAACAUUAAUGACAAUAUGUCCGGGAACGGUCCUACUAGUAUUCAUGGUUUCAUUAUGGAUAAUAGCAUCAUGGACGCUUCGACAGUGCGAAAGAUUCCACGACGAGGAACAUGCGAACUUGCUAAAUUCAAUGUGGCUUACCGCGAUCACGUUUCUCUGUGUUGGCUACGGUGACAUCGUCCCGAAUACCUACUGCGGCCGAGGCAUCACGCUCACUUGUGGAAUGGUGGGCGCUGGCUGUACGGCACUACUGGUUGCAGUGGUAUCGAGAAAGCUAGAGUUGACCCGAGCGGAAAAACAUGUACACAAUUUCAUGAUGGAUACCCAGCUCACGAAAAGGCUGAAAAAUGCAGCAGCUAAUGUACUUCGAGAAACGUGGUUGAUAUACAAGCACACUCGACUUGUGAAACGUGUCAAUCCCGGACGAGUUCGAACACAUCAGCGAAAGUUCCUGCUGGCAAUCUACGCACUACGGAAAGUAAAAAUGGAUCAGCGAAAGCUAAUGGAUAAUGCUAAUACAAUAACGGAUAUGGCGAAGACUCAGAACACCGUUUACGAAAUCGUUUCGGAUAUGUCAUCUAGACAGGAUGGGUUAGAAGAAAGAAUUACCACCUUAGAGGAUAAGUUACAAGCCAUACAGACACAAAUCGAAAAUCUUCCUGAGGUGUUGAGUCGUUGCCUGACCCAACACCAAGAGCGUAUGGAUCAACGAAGAAACUUUCUUCAUCCGGAUGCGGCAGUAACCGGAUCAUCUUCCGGUUUGCCUACGCCGGCGCCUCCGCUCGGCUCGCCGAUGCUGCUGCCGCACUCCAGUUUCUCUUUUAGGAGCGUUCCGUCGACAUCGACACCGGCCUACCCCUGGCCCGCAAGUCCUAUACUCCCGCCAAUCUCCAGUAGAACGCCGCACCUAGUCCCGGAAACAUUGAUUCCCGCCCCAGCGUCGACGGUAUCAACGGGUAUGUUGAAUUCCAUCACCAAUCCAAGUGGUUUCCAAUCCACCUCGCAAUUCGCCUGCAACCAGUCGUCUACGACCGGGGACACUCAAACGAUCACGCCCAGGACAACCAGCUGAAUCGAAACCAGUAGCUCAAACUCAAUCCCCCUAAUCUCAUUUUCGAACUCCAACUCAACUGUCCCUACGCCAACAUCCAGUAGCAGUAAGUUUACCAAACAGCGAGAGCGAGCAACUCGGUUCUAGUUUCUAGCGAUGACGUUCUAAACUGCAUGCAAAGAUAGCUGAAAUGUGAAUGAAGCCCGUGAUAUGGCAAUCGGGAACCUAAAGUGCAUCUAAUACUAUCUACUGUAGAAAUAGUAACAUAUGAUAUAUAAAGAAGAUGAUGAUAAAAAUAGCAGAAAACAACUAGAAAACCGACCGUAGUUGGAGAAUAGCACUUUUUUUAAAGACUACAUAACGAAUCGUUGGGCGUUAUAAACUAAUCUAACGAUUUCUGAUUGCGGUUAACAAAAAAUGAGAAAGGGGGAAUGGUGACCGAAUUUUUUAAACAGUUCGUCAUAGAUAAACGAAGAGGAGAAAAAAAUCUACCAUAGUUGUAGUGUCAUCGAAACUGAAUUAGAAUGCAUAAAACUAGAGAGGGUGAAUAUUCACAGAUAAAAGCCUCGUUGUAGUGGAUUAGUCCCAUUUUGUAGCCUUUAUUUUAGUACAGACGAACGUGAACUGGUAUUGUUCUCCGGUCAUACCGAAGAAACAAUUCUAUCGUUUAUUUAAUUAUGCACUAAUUUACGAGUUGCAUAAACAUACAACAAUUUUCUAAAAAAAAUAUGAAAAAAAAACUUUUAAAAAGUUGACAAAAGACAUAGGAGAUUACGCAAAACCAAGAAUAGCUAAAAUAUAUAAAGGAGCAGAUAGAGCGAUGGACAUUCACAUUUGUUUUUGUUUUGCUAUUUUGUACUCUUUCAUAAAAUGUUCAGUUGAUUAAAUAAAAGACAAAUCGUACAGUUAUAAUUGCACGUUAAG
This is a messenger RNA of Toxorhynchites rutilus septentrionalis, 5366 nucleotides long. RefSeq names its product small conductance calcium-activated potassium channel protein (gene SK). The record is from RefSeq and is a predicted model, not a curated record. Lineage: Eukaryota; Metazoa; Arthropoda; Insecta; Diptera; Culicidae. Gene Ontology annotation, cellular component: plasma membrane; neuronal cell body; neuron projection. Gene Ontology annotation, molecular function: small conductance calcium-activated potassium channel activity; calmodulin binding. Gene Ontology annotation, biological process: potassium ion transmembrane transport. The transcript is spliced from 16 exons. The coding region runs from base 1557 to 4463 and encodes 968 amino acids.